GAACCGCCUCAAUCGGUCCACCCUCAUAAUUACAGUCAUAUCGUUGCUUAUUCACCAAAGGUCACAGUACAGCGGUGGUAGCCCUCACGUUACUAUGUUACCACCUUUGCGCAUACAUCGGAACCAAUUAUCCCCUAUACUCCGAUCCUCUUUAUUCGGAAGUCAGGGUCACUGGGCGUAGUUCUUUAUCUACAAUUAUUCAUAACUACACAUCUAAUUUCCUCUUUUAUCCCACGUUUUUCAAGCUUCUGAGCCCUUCAUCUUCCUUUUGCUCCCCCAAGGGUCCGAUAUAGUAUGCCGUCACGUGCCUUCGCUGCCGAACAGCUGCUCAGUUUUUCUUCCAACCGAUUCACGAAUCUGGCGCAUAUUUCAGCAGAUUCGAAGGUAUCCUGUUUGGUUUUCAUAUCACCAGGGAACCCCACUUGCACACAAUGGGUAUCACGAUCAGACCGGCAACCAUAGAGGACAUCCAGGGGAUGCAAAAUGCCAACCUCCACAACCUCCCUGAAAACUAUCAGUUGAAGUACUACAUGUACCACCUCCUCUCGUGGCCACAGGCGUCGUUUGUGGCAACCACAACGGGCAGCGAUUAUGACGAUACGAUAAACGACGAGAAAGUCCAGGCUGUUAAAUAUGACACGUCCUAUGUGAACAAGCACGAGAAAAUUGUUGGCUACGUGCUCGGCAAGAUGGACGACGAUAACGACAACAAAGAUGACGAGCCGCCACACGGUCAUAUCACCUCAGUGUCGGUAAUGAGAACGUACAGAAAGAUGGGGCUUGCGGAAAAGUUGAUGAGACAGGCAUUGUACACGUUUGCAGAGGUGUACAGCGCCCAGUAUGUCAGUCUCCACGUGAGAAAGUCGAACCGUGCCGCGCUACAUUUGUACAGGGACACGUUGCAGUUCGAAGUCUUGUCGAUCGAAAAGUCGUACUACCAGGAUGGAGAGGAUGCCUACAGCAUGAAGUUGGUGUUGGACUUGGACCAGUUGAUGCCGUUCAAAUUCCAGAACGCCGAGGUGGAUGAUUUGGAGAGCGACUUGUUAGAGGGCUUGUAAAUUAAUAUUGAAGAGGCUAAGAUAGAGCUUUUAUGAAGGGAUGGGAGUGUAGGUAGACGGACAAUAGGGGCUGUAGUUAGGAUUGGAAGGCAACAGAAUCGCAACGUUUAUAACCACAGUGAUUGGAGAUCCAGAGCAGACGGCAAAGUUGAUGGGAUGGGUAUGGGAUUAUAACUGGCCUUCAGUAAUCUACCAAUCACUGGUUUGGUUUUUGUAAAAAGCAUGGAAAAAGAUGUUGGGAGGUUAAUAUCUGGAUGGCUGUUAUGGACGAGUGAAAGUACGUGGGAUUUUGGCAGACCUUAGAGAUUAAGAACAAGGGUGCAGUUGGGUCGUAAAACAGACAAUAGAGUGGUUGUAAGUGAAGGUUUAUCACACACUCGACUCGUGAGAUCUAGAGAGCACCCUUUUACUUCUCAUAGAAACCAGC
Messenger RNA from Babjeviella inositovora NRRL Y-12698, 1485 nucleotides. RefSeq names its product peptide alpha-N-acetyltransferase complex A subunit. Gene Ontology annotation, cellular component: NatA complex. NCBI's taxonomy places the organism in Eukaryota, Fungi, Ascomycota, Pichiomycetes, Serinales. Gene Ontology annotation, biological process: N-terminal peptidyl-glutamic acid acetylation. Gene Ontology annotation, molecular function: protein N-terminal-serine acetyltransferase activity; protein-N-terminal-glutamate acetyltransferase activity. The transcript has a single exon. The record is from RefSeq and is a predicted model, not a curated record. Bases 432 to 1058 code for a protein of 208 amino acids.